Molecule: messenger RNA, 909 nt
Organism: Fonsecaea nubica
Lineage: Eukaryota; Fungi; Ascomycota; Eurotiomycetes; Chaetothyriales; Herpotrichiellaceae
Exons: 1
Coding region: 1-909 (302 amino acids)
Cellular component (GO): cytoskeleton
Molecular function (GO): actin filament binding
Source: RefSeq, a predicted model, not a curated record
AUGGCCCCUCCUACUGCAACAUACACCGAGACCAAUGUCCCCGCCCCCGGCUUCGACACAGCGGAUGCUCAGCCCGCGGGCACUGCACCCAACGAGCCCAAGUUGAAGCAAGGCAAUGCCGAAGUUCAGAUGCAGAAAUUCCCUUCUCCGCCACGCUUCACCGAUAAAUAUGAGGAGAGAGAAUAUCUCAAGGGUCGUCUGGCACUCGCUUUCCGUCUUUUCGGAAAAUUUGGGUUCGAUGAAGGUGUCGCAGGCCACAUUACUUUGAGAGACCCCGUCGAUCCCACUACCUUCUGGGUGAACCCAUUCGGUUUGGCCUUCUCAGAGAUCAAGAAAUCUGACCUCAUCCUCGUCGACCAUGAUGGGAAAGUCAUUGAUGGAGGCCCGAACAGACUGCUCAACCAAGCCGCAUACAUGAUUCACGCAGCCGUCCACAAGGCCCGACCAGACGUCAACUGCGCCGCCCACUCACACAGUAUCUAUGGCCGCGCCUUCUGUGCCCUCGGUCGACCGAUCGACAUCAUCACACAGGACAGCUGUGCGUUCUACAAUGACCUUGCCGUGUACAAUUCAUUCAAGGGUGUGGUCCUGGCCAAGGAAGAAGGCGAGAACAUUGCCCGCGCGAUCGGAAACAAGAAGGCUUGCUUGUUGCAGAACCACGGUCUUUUGACAGUCGGACAGACGAUCGAGGCCACCAUAUUCUGGUUCUGCUCGCUGGAGAAGUGUUGCCAUGCCCAACUCAUGGCUGAUGCGGCUGCAGCUGGUCGUGGUGGAACAACCAUUCAGAUCGAUGACGAGGAUGCUGCGUUCACAUACAAGUCCGUCGGCACGCCUCGAGCUGGUUGGUUCAGCGCGAAGCCUCUGUUUGAUGUCAUGGCUAAAGAGGCUGGGGAUGAGUAUUUGCAGUGA